CAUUGAAUCACUCUCUGCCUUGAUUUUAGUUGCUCACUCACCCUCUAUUUUGUUACCUUCUCUUCUCCUCUAUUUUGUUACCCUCUCUUCUCCUCUCUUUCUCUUUCUCUCUCCCUCUCCCUCAGAGGCAUGUUCCAACCUCAACCCACACCUUUCGCCUCCUCCAGCUUCGCGUCCUAUGGCCUAGCUUCAGACCUGGACUUUGGCUUUCCCGUGUCUGCUGGAGGUGGAGGUGCUGGCUUCUACAACAACCCGCCUGCACCAUCAUCACAGCUUCCACAGUCGCAUGCACUUCAAUCGCAAACACAGCAACAGCAACAACCGCGUCUUGUUCAGCAGCAGCAACAACAAAUUCCUCGACAGCAGCACCUGUCUUCUUCCCCCACUGCAGCCGCGCCAUCUGUAUCGCCCUAUUCCUCUUCACAAAACUCCACCUCAAAAGCUUCUUCCUCGCCAACUCUAGCGCAACCGUCGCAAAGCCACCAUCAUCAACAGCAGCAGCAGCUUGACAUUCUACAGCACACGCAGUACGCAACACAACCUCCUGUUGUGCUCAAGAUGGAGGAUCAAGGCCAACACGAUAUGGCCGCGCAGCAGGCUGCUGCAGAGGAUUAUCAACCUGUUCUUGAGGGUCUCGCAGUAGGGAACAAAGUCUCGAGCGAUGUCAUCACCCACGAGUAUGCCAAAGCCGAUCCCGUCUAUGUCGAAAAGACAAUCUCUCUCCCCCAAACCUACUCACACUUCCGCCCCAUUCAAGGCGACGGUAACUGUGGAUGGCGAGCAAUUGGCUUCAGCUACUUCGAGAAACUUGUUGAGUCGGGGGACCAGGCCAAGAUCGAGGGCGAGGUGGCACGUCUUAUGAGCAUGAACCAUUUGCUGGGCUCGGUUGGUGGCUAUCCAUUCUACGACGACUGGUCAGAUGAAAUGUUUGACUUCUUGCGCGAAGUCGCUCAGAAUGUCGCCAACCCCCUGUACGUGCAUUCAUUGAUCCAAGCCAAGUGGAACGACCCUGUUGUGUCAAGUAACAUCAUUUACUACCUUCGCCUACUUACAGGGACAUACCUCAAGCUCAACGCUGCCAAGUACGAUCCUUUCGUGACGGACGGAGGUGGUGUUGAAGCUCACUGCCGGCAAUGCGUCGAGAUUCCCAACCGCGAGAUCGAGCACCUCGGUAUGUCCGCCUUGGCCGAAGUCCUCCUCAGACCUGCCAACUUAGUACUUGAGAUUGCGUACCUCGACCGCAGUGCAGGUACUCAAGUCAACCAAUACCGUGUGCCCGAUGAACUCAACACCCAAGACGCCAGCACACUUGGCCCCAUUAUCUAUCUGCUCUACCGACCCGACCACUACGACAUCCUGUACAAAGCAUCCACCAUGCAGGUGCUUCGUGUCAGCGGCUUCACCCACAACACUAACAUCACAACCGACCAAGCGGAUCUCGGACAGUAUUCGACCAUGAACUUUGAUGCGUUGUCUAUCAUCCCGGGCUUCAGUAGCACAAUGGGAGGGCUUGCGCAGCUCGCACCACCUCAAGCCAGUUCGGCGCCAGAACAAUUCUCGCCUGUGCAACAGAGCCCAUGGAUCUCAUCUUUCCCUGAACCUUUGCCUGCUACGACACCGAGAGUAGCGGCACCGCAGCCACCACCCAUCAUGGCAUCUCCUCAACCCCCAACCCCACCGGCCUCGAUAUCGGGAAGUUCUGCAAUUGCGCCAAGUCCAGCGAUGCUACCUGCGCCUGGCCCAGGACCUCAGAAUUCGCUCCCCAUGCGAGGCGCUUCAAGCUACCACAUCCGAUUCAGUCCUGUUCAGCUCGACUAUGACGAGGGCAAGAACAACUUUCCGGAAUCGACGUAUCAAGUGACGACCAACACGUUUAAGAACAGUAUUUGGAACCGAGCCCACUACUGCAACCCCAACUUUCACCCCGAGGAGUGGAAUCCUGACGACGAGCACACGGAUGGGAGAGUCGGGAGUAAACGCAAGCCGAAAAAGGAAUCUGCCUAGUGCGACGACUUUUCACACGAAUACGGCCAAGGCAUUGUCGGCUUUACUAGAAACCGACGGCCAUGAAUAUUACUAGACGACGGCAUUUGAGAACGACGAUAAGUCUGGUUCGCAAUCAGAACUGAACGAGGAAAGAUCGCAAUCAGCAUUGGCAGGGAAGGCAACGAUCAGAAUUGAGCAAAGGAUAUGGGGAU
Molecule: messenger RNA, 2198 nt
Organism: Fusarium oxysporum Fo47
Lineage: Eukaryota; Fungi; Ascomycota; Sordariomycetes; Hypocreales; Nectriaceae
Product: peptidase C65 Otubain-domain-containing protein
Exons: 4
Coding region: 130-2004 (624 amino acids)
Biological process (GO): protein K48-linked deubiquitination
Cellular component (GO): nucleus
Molecular function (GO): ubiquitin binding; cysteine-type deubiquitinase activity
Source: RefSeq, a predicted model, not a curated record